Messenger RNA from Drosophila virilis, 666 nucleotides. RefSeq names its product mitochondrial single stranded DNA-binding protein (gene mtSSB). Gene Ontology annotation, cellular component: mitochondrial nucleoid. Lineage: Eukaryota; Metazoa; Arthropoda; Insecta; Diptera; Drosophilidae. Gene Ontology annotation, molecular function: single-stranded DNA binding. The record is from RefSeq and is a predicted model, not a curated record. Gene Ontology annotation, biological process: positive regulation of helicase activity; mitochondrial DNA replication.
UAAGUUGGCUGCGUUAGUCGUAAACAGCUGUUUAAGCAAAUUAAAAAUCGCGUUGCCGCUUUACAAAACACGCCGAGAACAUGAUGCAACAAAGUAAACGGAUUCUUAAGCCAGUCUUAAAUGGACUUUGGAAUUUGCCGGCACGAGGUGCAACAAGCACGACCGCGGCGGCACCCGCCAAAAUUGAAAAAACUGUCAAUACCGUGACCAUACUGGGACGAGUGGGAGCCGAUCCGCAGCUGCGCGGAUCGCAGGAGCAUCCGGUGGUCACAUUCUCCGUGGCAACACACACCAACUACAAAUACGAGAACGGCGACUGGGCGCAACGCACCGACUGGCACCGAGUGGUUGUCUUCAAGCCCAAUCUACGCGACACGGUGCUGGAGUACCUGAAGAAGGGUCAACGCACCAUGGUCCAGGGAAAGAUUACCUAUGGCGAGAUCACCGAUCAGCAGGGCAAUCAAAAGACAAGCACCAGCAUUAUAGCGGAUGAUGUGCUCUUCUUCCGCGACUCCAACUAACAACAAGCCAAACCUUAGCCUAAACUUAAGACUAUUAAGAACACAGUUGAACAUGCGUUGCAUUUAAAAACCUACAUACAUACAUAUGUAUCAUAUUCAUUAUGUUAAAAGUUAUUUUUUGAAAUACAUUAAAAUUAUGCUGUAA